This is a messenger RNA of Armigeres subalbatus, 1116 nucleotides long. Its product is annotated as probable dimethyladenosine transferase. Gene Ontology annotation, cellular component: nucleolus. Gene Ontology annotation, molecular function: rRNA (adenine-N6,N6-)-dimethyltransferase activity. Gene Ontology annotation, biological process: rRNA methylation. The record is from RefSeq and is a predicted model, not a curated record. Lineage: Eukaryota; Metazoa; Arthropoda; Insecta; Diptera; Culicidae. The transcript is spliced from 2 exons. Bases 106 to 1026 code for a protein of 306 amino acids.
UUAUUUUACUCUGAUGAUGGCACAUGGUUUUGUUGUGAUUUUUCAAAAGCUGAGUGUAAAUUUUCUCAAAAUUUUCUUUAUCUAAAAGAGUUUUACUGCUCAAAAAUGCCAAAAGUACGCGCAGAAAAAAAAUCACGGAUUCAUACGGAUGUGGCCAAGCAAGGAAUCGUAUUCAACAAGGACUUCGGUCAGCAUAUCCUCAAGAAUCCGCUUAUCGUCACAUCGAUGUUGGAAAAAGCCGGACUUCGUUCAACGGAUGUAGUACUCGAAAUUGGCCCCGGUACCGGUAACAUGACAGUGAAAUUAUUGGAAAAAGUUAAGAAAGUGGUCGCUUGCGAAAUUGAUCCCCGGCUGGUUGCCGAACUUCAGAAGCGUGUUCAAGGCACCCCAAUGCAAUCGAAAUUACAGAUAUUGAUUGGGGACGUCCUCAAAGCGGAACUACCAUUUUUUGACUGCUGCGUCGCUAACAUGCCCUACCAAAUAAGUUCCCCGUUUGUUUUUAAAUUGCUGCUGCAUCGACCGUUUUUCCGUUGCGCGGUGCUUAUGUUCCAGCUGGAAUUCGCUCAGCGGUUGGUGGCCAAGCCAGGAGACAAGUUAUAUUGUAGGUUAAGUGUAAAUACCCAGCUGUUGGCACGGGUCGACAUGCUGAUGAAAGUGGGAAAGAACAACUUCCGCCCACCGCCGAAAGUGGAGAGCAGCGUGGUACGAAUCGAACCGAGAAAUCCACCCCCUCCGAUUAACUACACCGAGUGGGACGGCCUUACGAGGAUAGCGUUUUUACGCAAAAACAAAACCCUCGCGGCAGCAUUCAAGCAAACGUCGGUACUGACGGCAUUGGAACAGAACUACAAAAUGCAAUGCUCGUUGAAGAAUCAGGACAUGCCAGAUGGUUUCAGCAUAAAGGUCAAGGUGGAGAGCAUACUGGAAAGGAUUGAUGCUGGAACGAAGCGAGCGCGGACUAUGGACAUUGAUGAUUUUAUGGCAGUCUUACAUGCAUUCAAUUCGGAUGGAAUUCACUUCAGUUAAAUCAGAUGAUAUUUAUAUAUUCUCUAGCAUAAUAAGUUAGAAUAUACACACAAGAGUAAUAAACAAACUUUCGUAUAUUAACUGACAAAA